GAAAGAGCCUCACAAAAUCUCACUCCACGGAAGACGGCCCUGCGCUGCUGAGAGAUCAUCAGAUCAGACAAGAACGACCCUGAUCGAUCGAUGAGGCAUGCGGAGAGCAGGAGACAGAGAGAGGGAGGUACUGCGCUGCUAGAGAGAGAAUCAGAGUAACCAAAGAGAGAGAGAGAGGGUGGUAUUUCGCUGGCUAGAGAGAGAAUCAGAGAAACCAUCAAACCAACAUCGCCCUAGCGACACUAGCAGCUAGUACGCACCAGCGGCUCUUGCAGCCUUCCUGCAGCACAGCGGCGCGUCAAAACUGGCAGCCAGACGGUGUCCACACUCUCUCCCACCUCUCUUAUCUCUUCAUCCCGCUCUUAACCUUGCUAAGCCCCUCUUAGCCCUCGCCUGCCAUAACUCGAGAACACACACGCUACCCAGGCCAGGCACAAGAAACACCUGCCGCCGGUCGACGACGGCCAUGGACUUCGACGACCACGAUGACGGCGACGAGGAGAUGGCGCCGAUGCCGGUGAGCUCCAGCUACGAGACCCCGGCGCAGGCAGCUGGGUUCGGCGGCGGCGUGGCGCCGCCCAGGCCGCCCGGCGAGCCCGUCCCCCGCGCCAAGGCCCCGGGCGGCGGCGGCGGCGGGAGGUACCGCGAGUGCCUCAAGAACCACGUCGUCGGCAUCGGCGGCCACGCCGUGGACGGGUGCGGCGAGUUCAUGGCCGCCGGCGAGGAGGGCACGCUCGACGCGCUCCGCUGCGCCGCGUGCAACUGCCACCGCAACUUCCACCGCAAGGAGUCCCCGACCGCCGAGGGCUCGCCCAUCUCCCCCGCCGCGCUGGUCGCCUACGGCGCCACGCCGCACCACCAGUUCUCGCCCUACUACCGCACCCCGGCCGGGUACUUCCACCACCACCACGGCCAGCCGCUCCACAUGGCCGCGGCCGCCGCCGCGGCGGCGGGGCACGCGCCGAGGCCGCUGGCGCUGCCGUCCACCUCCCACAGCGGGCGCGACGAGGGCGACGACCUGUCCGGGAUGGCCGGGCCCAUGUCCGCCAUGGGCCCGCUGAGCGGCAUGUCCCUGGGCGGCGCGGGGCCCUCCGGCUCGGGCGGGUCCGGGUCCGGCAAGAAGCGGUUCCGCACCAAGUUCACGCAGGAGCAGAAGGACAGGAUGCUGGCGUUCGCGGAGCGCGUGGGGUGGCGCAUCCAGAAGCACGACGAGGCCGCCGUGCAGCAGUUCUGCGACGAGGUCGGCGUCAAGCGCCACGUGCUCAAGGUGUGGAUGCACAACAACAAGCACACCCUCGGCAAGAAGCCGUAGCGGCGUCACCUGAUACCCACCACCGCAUGCGCAUGCAUCCCCCCAGAGCGCGCCGCUGAUCCGUCGACGGCGGCCGUGGCCAGCCUCCGGUAGGUACUUGCUGCAUCUUCUUCGUUAGCAUUCGGGCCUUCGUGGCGGCGUAGGUUAGUUGCAGUAACUCGUAGUGAUAGAUGGUUCUUGGCUUUAUUAGGCGGUUCUUUUAUUUGUCAUUUAACCGUACUUUGUUGGUGUUGUUUAUUAAUUCCUGCGGCAUGGCCAUUUGCCGGUUUGGUUCUUCUCCUUCGUGGGAAUGUACUUGUUCUUGCGACUCGCAGCCGAUCGAUGAUGGAUCGGCUGCCGGCAGUCUGCCGGCGGAGAAAUGUAUCUGGGGAUUGGGGCUGCA
Setaria italica (foxtail millet) is the source of this 1694-nucleotide messenger RNA. RefSeq names its product zinc-finger homeodomain protein 1. Gene Ontology annotation, cellular component: nucleus. Lineage: Eukaryota; Viridiplantae; Streptophyta; Magnoliopsida; Poales; Poaceae. Gene Ontology annotation, molecular function: transcription cis-regulatory region binding; DNA-binding transcription factor activity. The record is from RefSeq and is a predicted model, not a curated record. The transcript has a single exon. The coding region runs from base 467 to 1312 and encodes 281 amino acids. Gene Ontology annotation, biological process: regulation of developmental process; regulation of DNA-templated transcription.